UGCAGGGCGCAUGCUCACACCCAAGUUUCCUGGUGCCUUUUCUAUUCCACCUUAUGAAACUUUUUCCCCGGCGUGGUCUCACUCGCGAUUUAAGGCAUAGGUGUCGCCCAGCCGGGAGGCUGGGAGUCAGCAGGCGUGCGGGGGAGAGGCCUGGGCCACGCCGCGGCGGGGGGUGGAGGAAGAGGGCAGGCGAGGCGGGAAGGUGGGCUUUGGCCGCCGGGAGCCGGGGACGGAGCCGCCGCCGUCGCCCCUAGCGGGGAGCAGCCGGGAGGAGGGGGCCGCUGUAGGGAGAGGGGACCCCACCAUGCCCAAAGUCUUCCUGGUGAAGAGGAGGAGCCUGGGGGUCUCGGUCCGCAGCUGGGAUGAACUCCCGGAUGAGAAAAGGGCAGACACCUACAUCCCAGUGGGCCUGGGCCGCCUGCUCCACGACCCUCCCGAGGACUGCCGCAGCGACGGCGGCAGCAGCAGCGGCAGCGGCAGCAGCAGCGCGGGGGAGCCUGGAGGAGCCGAGAGCAGCUCGUCCCCGCACGCCCCCGAGCGCGAAACCCCCGAGCCCGGCGACGCCGAGGGCCCCGAUGGACACCUGGCGGCCAAGCAGCGCCCGGUCGCCAGAUCGAAAAUCAAGUUCACCACAGGCACGUGCAGCGACUCGGUGGUUCACAGCUGCGACCUGUGUGGCAAGGGCUUCCGUCUGCAGCGCAUGCUGAACCGUCACCUCAAGUGCCACAACCAGGUGAAAAGACACCUGUGCACCUUCUGCGGCAAGGGCUUCAACGACACCUUCGAUCUGAAGAGGCACGUCCGCACCCACACUGGCAUUCGUCCCUAUAAAUGCAACGUCUGCAAUAAAGCCUUCACCCAGCGCUGCUCUCUGGAGUCCCACCUGAAGAAGAUCCACGGGGUGCAGCAGCAGUACGCCUAUAAGCAGCGGCGGGACAAGCUCUACGUCUGCGAGGAUUGCGGCUACACGGGCCCCACCCAGGAGGACCUGUACCUUCACGUGAACAGUGCUCACCCGGGCAGCUCAUUUCUCAAAAAGACAUCUAAAAAACUGGCAGCCCUUUUGCAGGGCAAGCUGACGUCUGCACACCAGGAGAAUACCAGCCUGAGUGAGGAGGAGGAGAGGAAGUGAGGAGAAGGAAGGGGAGGACAGACGUUCACACUGCCACGUAUGUCUACGUGGAUUUUUGGUUUUCAGCGUCCCCCACCCCGCUGGCUCUUCUUAAUUAGAAGUGACCAGUCCACGUCUGUGUCCUUUUGAAACAUCAGCAGUAGGGUCCGUUCCAAGGUUGUCAGUUACCAUAGUGACAUCAGGCCCUGUAACCUGUGUCCUGUCUGGCGCAGUUGCUCGCAUUCACCAAAGUUUGUUUUCCAUGAUCCUGAUGGCCAAGAGCACAGUAUGGGAUUUUUUUCCCCCCAAGGAUUUUCACACAUGGAAGGAGAGGUAUUUCUUAGAGAGAUCAUCAUUUUAUGGUGCCUUGAAAUAAAAAUACUUCUACUUGAAAUGCU
Molecule: messenger RNA, 1509 nt
Organism: Rhinopithecus roxellana (golden snub-nosed monkey)
Lineage: Eukaryota; Metazoa; Chordata; Mammalia; Primates; Cercopithecidae
Gene: OVOL2
Product: ovo like zinc finger 2
Exons: 4
Coding region: 305-1132 (275 amino acids)
Biological process (GO): epidermal cell differentiation; regulation of transcription by RNA polymerase II
Cellular component (GO): nucleus
Molecular function (GO): RNA polymerase II cis-regulatory region sequence-specific DNA binding; DNA-binding transcription factor activity, RNA polymerase II-specific
Source: RefSeq, a predicted model, not a curated record